AUGUCCGCGGCCGCCUACAUGGACUUCGUGGCUGCCCAGUGUCUGGUUUCUAUUUCGAACCGCGCUGCGGUGCCGGAGCACGGGGGCGCUCCGGACGCCGAGCGACUGCGACUACCUGAGCGCGAGGUGACCAAGGAGCACGGCGACCCGGGGGACACCUGGAAGGAUUACUGCACGCUGGUCACCAUCGCCAAGAGCUUGUUGGACCUGAACAAGUACCGACCCAUCCAGACCCCCUCGGUGUGCAGCGACAGUCUGGAGAGUCCGGAUGAGGAUAUGGGAUCUGACAGCGACGUGACCACCGAAUCUGGGUCGAGUCCUUCUCACAGCCCGGAGGAGAGACAGGAUCCUGGCAGCGCGCCCAGCCCGCUCUCCCUCCUCCACCCUGGAGUGGCUGCGAAGGGGAAACACGCCUCCGAAAAGAGGCACAAGUGCCCCUACAGUGGCUGUGGGAAAGUCUAUGGAAAAUCCUCCCAUCUCAAAGCCCAUUACAGAGUGCAUACAGGUGAGCGGCCCUUCCCCUGCACGUGGCCAGACUGCCUUAAAAAGUUCUCGCGCUCGGACGAGCUGACGCGCCACUACCGGACGCACACGGGCGAGAAGCAGUUCCGCUGUCCGCUGUGCGAGAAGCGCUUCAUGAGGAGCGACCACCUCACCAAGCACGCGCGGCGCCACACCGAGUUCCACCCCAGUAUGAUCAAGCGCUCGAAAAAGGCGCUGGCCCACCCCUUGUGAGCCGGGGCGCGCGCCCGCCGGACCCAACCGCGCCGGCGCCCGGGGACACGGCUGGCCGCCAGGGGGCGCGCUGCGGGGGGCGCGGGGCCCAGCCCGCCGCCGCCCCCGCGCUCCCCUCCCCGCAGCGGUUUCUGAAAAGCACAGCGCAGCCCGCGAUCCAAGCCCACCCUGGGGCCCCUUGCAGAGGCAGCUCGGAACCGUCUCUGACUGCUGGAGGGAAGGCGGAUGCUUUGGUUUUGUUUUUUUUUUUUCUCUCUCUCUCUCCUUUAUUUUUUUUUGGGGGGGGGGGAGGGGGGUGGAGGGAGGGGGGCAAGGCCAAGGCCAAGACGGGGCUGGGGGAGGGGGUAAACUUUUAAAGAUUCAACACUGGUGUACAUACGUCUGACCCGGUGAGCGGACCUGUGGCGUCACACAGUGAUUCUGGGCCCUUUGUGCUUGCUGUCUCAGAAUUGUUUUCUUACCUUUUCGAUGUAAUGACGAGUGUGCUUCGGUUUCUUUAGCAAAACCACUCUCUUGAAUCACGUUAACCUUUGAGAUUAAAAAAAAAAAAAACACACAAAAAC
Lutra lutra (Eurasian river otter) is the source of this 1298-nucleotide messenger RNA. RefSeq names its product KLF transcription factor 9 (gene KLF9). Lineage: Eukaryota; Metazoa; Chordata; Mammalia; Carnivora; Mustelidae. The transcript is spliced from 2 exons. The coding region runs from base 1 to 735 and encodes 244 amino acids. Gene Ontology annotation, molecular function: RNA polymerase II cis-regulatory region sequence-specific DNA binding; DNA-binding transcription factor activity, RNA polymerase II-specific. The record is from RefSeq and is a predicted model, not a curated record. Gene Ontology annotation, biological process: regulation of transcription by RNA polymerase II.